UUCUCAGCAGCGGAACGUGUGCAGCGGUAAUGGCUGCCAGGGAGAGAGAAGAGCACAACAAAUGAACCUGAGACCAGAGGCAAAGUGAGGACUAGGAUGGUCAACAGCCAGCCGAAGUACGAGCUGAUCCAGGAGGUGGGGCGCGGCAGCUACGGCGUGGUUUAUGAGGCGGUGGCGAAGCGCUCGGGGGUCCGGGUGGCGGUGAAGAAGAUCCGCUGCCACUCUCCAGAGAACGUGGAGCUGGCCCUGCGUGAGUUCUGGGCGCUGAGCAGCAUCCAGAGCCAGCACCCCAACGUCAUCCACCUGGAAGAGUGCAUCCUGCAGAGGGACCAGCUCGCCCAGAGGAUGAACCAUGGGAACAGCUCCCCGCUCUACCUGGAG
Trematomus bernacchii (emerald rockcod) is the source of this 381-nucleotide messenger RNA. It is a transcript of the gene pdik1l, whose product is annotated as PDLIM1 interacting kinase 1 like. The record is from RefSeq and is a predicted model, not a curated record. Gene Ontology annotation, cellular component: cytoplasm; autophagosome. Gene Ontology annotation, molecular function: protein serine/threonine kinase activity; ATP binding. Gene Ontology annotation, biological process: positive regulation of autophagy; autophagosome organization; axon extension. NCBI's taxonomy places the organism in Eukaryota, Metazoa, Chordata, Actinopteri, Perciformes, Nototheniidae.